Brenthis ino (lesser marbled fritillary) is the source of this 3441-nucleotide messenger RNA. Lineage: Eukaryota; Metazoa; Arthropoda; Insecta; Lepidoptera; Nymphalidae. The record is from the annotation of a GenBank genome assembly.
AUGAGGUUUAACAAGCAAGAGUUAGCUGCGCUAGCUUCUCAGACUUCUCAAAACUUCGAUCGUGAGGGUGUAAUGGUGUUGAAGGAGAAACAAGACGGAUUUUUCCGUCGUUCCGAAGGUUGUUCCGUGCGUUGGUUCCGUCUUAGAGGCAAUCUUUUAUUUUACUUAAAAGGUCCUGAUCCUUGGCAUGAGCCUAUUGGUGUAAUUGUUUUAGGCCAACAUCAAAUUAAGUUGCAAAAUCAAGAUGAAAAUGGAUAUUGGCCAUUUCAUAUAGUGUGGGACAACGGUAUUUGCUAUAGAAUGGCCACAUUUCAUGAAGCAGAACGUAUUCUUUGGUUGAAAGCUAUUGAAAUGGCACCAUAUGAUGCUAUUAAUUCACAAAUUGUAGCAUUAAAAGAAAAACUUAACAGAAUAAGAGCUAUCACUGAUAUAACAACAUAUAGAUUACAAAAAGGAAUAGUGUUGGAUAUGAAUGAAGUACCACUUUGUGAGUUGGCUCUUUCUUGCGAUAAUUUGUUGUGCGAUGCUCAUGGGCGUCCUCCUUCACCACUUAUAGUCAUUUAUGUAAAAUACUCUAAAGGACUGUGCAUCAAGUAUGGGACUACAGAGAUAGUGGAAACUUGCAGCAAUCCUUCCUUUUCAAAGACGAUACUGUUUCGUGCGAGCGAUGGUUUAACACGAGAUGCUAUCGUCAGAGUGGUAGUGUAUGAUGUCAAAGAACGAGUUUCUGAAACUGCAGUGCCAAUGGGAUAUACUUCAAUGCAAUUAAGCACUAUACAGGAAGCCCAGAGAUUGCGUGUGGCUCUUGUAACCCGCGAUAGCAAGACUGUUGGUUUUGUGACAGUAAAUGGUUGGAGUUUAGAACCUUCGUACAUAGGAACGAGUCCGAGCCACUCGAAUGAUAGGAAUUGUAUAGAUAUACCGCAAAAAGUUCUGUGUCAUAGACGUUCCCAGUCACUGCCUCCUAGGCUUGGUCUCAAAUUAAAGUUUCCGUCGUAUGGAAGUCUUUUAAAACAGAACUUCGUUAACAGUCAUCAGGUCACAUACAGAUUCCAUUCAGGUCUCGGCGGUGAUAUAACUGUUCACGAAAUAAUGGCUGAACCUAAACUGUGUUACCAAUUCCCAAUGCAGCUUUUAGAAAUAUAUAUACAAAGGGAAAAGGAGCUCCUAGAAGAGUUACUGUCUGUUGGGGAUAUGUGUGGUCACUGGCAAAGCAGGCAGUUAGAGCUGGCUGGGACUCAUGUGUCUUUGUUAAAACAUUACUGUCAUUCGAAGAGGUGCUUGCAUCAAGCAGAACAUGCAUAUUUUAAAGCCAGUAGUAAGAAAGAUGAUUCGAGCUUAGAAUUCGCGCCGAUCAACUUGCACCUACAACGUAUGUGGGUAUAUAACGACACAUUGAACAAAACUGGUUUCCAUGACGUCAUUACAGCGGGUGCAUUUGCUGCUCAUACGCACAAGUCUGAACGUACUGGUGGACUAAUUAGACUCGUCCAACAAGUAAAAGACAUAAGCAGCACAAAGGCAGCACUAAAUUAUGCCGCUGCAAAUAAAAUACAAGCAGAGUACGAUAAUGUUAUGGCAUUAAUUCGGUUACGAGAUGAAAGUGUGACGUGUAUGGAAAGAAUUGUAGUGUUAUUGCAAGCCAAUCAAAAAACUGAGGCAGUGCACAGUACUGAAGUCAUUAAGGGCAAAGUGAAAAGUAUGCUUGCAUUAUGGGAACCGGCUGUUGUGGAAGAAUCAUUAGCAAUUAUUGGAUGGCCGAAACGUAAUUGUGAUGAUGACACGGAAAGCCAUGUAACAUCAACAAUAAUACGUCUGACAGAACAACUAAAUGUGUUUGACAAUUCCGACUGCGACACAUUUGAUGCUUCAUCUAGUUCUAGUUCCAAAGAAACUUCACCAACAAUCGAUACAGCUCUAUUCCCAUCGAGCUCCUUUAGUAAUUGUCAAAAUAAAGAUUCAAAAAGCGAAUUACAAUUCUUCAACGAUUACUUUAAUAGUGAAGAAAGGAAUCGAUUGAAUCAUUCAUUCAGAUCAGUUCGUUCACCAACAAAGCCCAAAUUGAACGAUGCACAUAGUUUUUCAUUCGAUUCGAAAAGAACUAGACAAGGCAGUUUGCGUCACGAUUUUAAAAGUACGGCGUCUUUGGAGCAAGUGUCUUAUAGGUGUGUGAUGGAAAGCCUGGGUGGGCUUGAUAAGAAAAAGAAUUCCGAAAUAAAGAAGGAAUCGUCGUCUUUGCCGAGCAUUGGACAGAUAGAUUCUAUAACAAGAGAGAACAAUUUGGCCUUCUUAAAGAGUGUAGGCACAGACGUGGACUCAGCAAUGACUGUUGUAAUUGAUUCUGUUGUUAAAUUGACUGAGCAAAAUGAAGAAGUAUCUGAAGAGGAACUCGAGCAGCUAAAAAAAUUGACAGAAGAAUUUAAAAUAACGACCGAGUUGUUAGUACGAUGGAUUCGUAUAUCGCACGCCGCACUACGACUGCGAUGUGAAUCGCCGACUUGGGCUAGGGAGAACGCCGCAUUGCAAACACGAAGAGAUACGUGCUUCUCACAAGCGCUGGCUACACUAACAGCAGGAUUACUGUGUUGGUUUUGCUCAAUGCCUUGUGACUUGGUAGUCAAAGUGCUGACAUCGAAUCUUGGACCUUUAUGCGGAUUCGAAGGCCUAUUGAGUCUCUAUUCUGUGGAAAAAGCAAUGUGGGGUGACAUGGUAGUGGCCGUCGAGGACUUACAGACUGUUGUAUUUACUUUGACCAAAGUUGGACACAGCAAUAUGGCGAUACCACAAGUGACUGGGACACGGGGCGCGUUGACCGUGUACAUACCAGUCUCAGAUUCGCUUUAUAGUAAAUUCACAAAUAAACAGCACUUAAGUUUUACAAUAACGGCUGUAUUCUUCAAUAUUGGUGUAAACGAGAAGGCAACACUUGCCGAAGCCCUGGGAGAAACAACUCCUCAAUAUCAUUCAAAUAACGACAACUUAGAUAGACUAUGCAAGUACUAUCACAAGUAUAAUAAAGUUUUUCCAGCAGACCCCAUGGCUCCUAACAGAGCUUCAUCGAGAACUAAACCGUUAGAAGAAGUGAUGGAGAACUUACGUAUAGCCGUACAUAAAAAAGUGCCUAAAAAUAUAGAAGUUUUACAAUUAGCUGCCCUAGCGACGAGACUUAUGAAUGGUAUAAGAUUCACAUCGUGCAAAAGUGCCAAGGACAGGACUGGUAUGUCGGUCACGUUGGAGCAAUGUUCGAUAUUGGCGUCAGAAUACCACCUCGCUGAGAACGAAAUGAAGAAAGCUCUGAAUAUUAUGAGGAGUGAAGGGUGUCGUCGUGAGAAUACAUAUAAGAAUAUUGGUGUUAGAAAAUAUGCUUUCACAAAGAAACAGGUGGUGGCACUUCCCUUAGAUUAUAGACCACCGCCAGGCACCUACGGAUCUUCUCAGACC